CGCCUGACUGCAAGACCACUUAUUCAAGACCUGCAGUUGUCUCAGGGGUGCCCUACUGAACCAGCAAGCAAAGACAUCAGGAUGCAUUACAGCUUUGAUUUUGCUCAACAAGUGGACUAUCCUUCUGACCCUAUGCAGACAGGUCCCAUCUACUUUUUAACUCCUCGCAAGUGUGGCUUGUUUGGUGUCUGCUGUGAAGGAAUGCCACAACAAGUCAACUACUUGACUGAUGAAGGCAUGUCAUCCAGCAAAGGCAGCAGCGCAGUCAUCAACUACAUGCACCAGUUCUUCACCAACUACGGAGUUGGGGAAACACGUGUGGACCUGAAUUGUGAUAACUGCAGUGGCCAAAACAAGAACAAGUUUGUGCUCUGGUAUUGUGCCUGGCGGACCAUGCACAUGCUCUACCAUAGUCUGGACCUUCACUUCCUGAUCACAGGCCACACCAAAUUUGCCCCCGACUGGUGCUUCGGCCUCAUCAAGCAGCGCUUCAGAAAGACCAGAGUGAAUACUUUGUCUGAGAUGGCUGGUGUUGUGAAAAAAAGCACAGUGACAGGGGUCAACAUCCCACAGCUGGUUGGACUGGAGGAUGGUAUGGUGCUGGUGGAAAGCUAUGGCUGGCAACCACACCUGACUCCGUACUUCAGGCCGCUGCCACAGUUCAAGCGGUACCAGCACUUCAGCUUUGAUGCUCUGGAGCCUGCUGUUGUCGCCAAGGAGCGUUCAGUCAGGACCAGGUUUCAGCUGCUGCACAACGCUGACAUCCUUCCUCCCAUAGAUGGUCUGCCUGUACAAGCACCACCUGGACUGGACAAAUCUCGACAAACAUAUAUUUUUGAGAAGAUCAGGUAGUUUUGCGACAAAUAGGCUUUGGACAUCACAUGCCCUGCACCAAAGUCAAGGGCAGGACAGGAACAGGCUCUCCGAAUAUAGAUUCCCUUGUUCAUACGUGGUUCAGACAGACCAGUCAUCAGCACUAUCUGCAGUGCUUCUAUUCAAAUGACUAACACACAAGCCAUACUUUGCUGUUACUAUUAUGUUUAUUAUCCUGCUGCUCAGCCACUUUACCCCUGACUGUAUGCAUACAAUUACCUUGUCUAUCACUAUCGUUAUUGAUCUUGUUUGUGUAGAUACGGUAUAUUAUUUUAUUUAUAUCGACAUGAUCUAUUUCUGAUAUUGCUGCUAUGCAAGUAACCAUUUGUGUACUUUUUACACCUUCUGAGCGAACCGUCCACUUUGCAAGACUUAGCAAAAUAUUGAUAUAUAAAAUGAAUAUUGAUAUGUGUGGUCGUAA
This is a messenger RNA of Oncorhynchus masou masou (cherry salmon), 1294 nucleotides long. RefSeq lists its product as uncharacterized. The coding region runs from base 82 to 852 and encodes 256 amino acids. NCBI's taxonomy places the organism in Eukaryota, Metazoa, Chordata, Actinopteri, Salmoniformes, Salmonidae. The record is from RefSeq and is a predicted model, not a curated record. The transcript has 3 exons.